AAGAAUGUUUCGUUUCUGCAACCAAAACGAAUCACUGUUUUCUUAAAUUACUAGCUUAUGUAUAAGCUAUGUUUGAAAUUGGUGCACGGGAUGAGUAACCGGAAGUAAUUGUAAUUAAAUCAAAUCAAGUUUGUCAGUCGAUAAGUUGGUGAAUCAGUAAAUUGUGAAUCGAAUUUGAUAAUACUUUACCAACAACUAAAGGACUUUCUCGACGAUUAUCAUUGAGAAUUUGUUUAUCUUUAAAUCAUGAAACGGUGUUUUAAUAUUAUCGUACCAUUAUACUUCAUGUGAUAUACUUUCACGUAAGCAUCUAGCGUUUACUUGAGAAUAAGUAGUACAGUUUAAAAUUGAUCAGCCAAAUCCGGUUUAAUCGGGUAAACGGACGCGUCGCGACUAUUUCAUUUGUUACAUUCCAACGUAACAUUAAUUAGAGUAAAGAGGAAAAUGCAACACGAAGAAGAUAUUUGUAAAUCUACUCUGGUAUCUUACAAUGAGACUCCAGAAAAAGCACAAGGGACGCCACGAGAUAGGGGCUCCGACAGAAGAGAGAUGAUGAGAUCGCGUUCGCAAGAAUUUAAACGCAGAAUUCAUUAUACUCCUCACAAUAAUCCUGACGAGUACCAAGUUACGCCACAAAGCAGCGGAUCGUCGAAGAAUGAUGCGAAGUUGCAAACUGAAAUUUCUUCCGCUAAACGUAAAUCUCAACAAUCUCACAACGAGACUCUGGACAAGGUUCAGAAAACCUGUUCGAGUGGUAAAUUCGUCGACACAUUGAUAGCGCAAUGGUCAAAGCAUAUGGGAGUCCAGCCUCCUCAAUUUCUGACGGCCGAAAAUCCGCUCGUGGAAGAAUUGAAACGGAAAUGCGCCAUGGAGGAACGAAAGGUUCAAGUGCUGCAUAGGAAACUGAUGAGCGCGGAGGCGACUGUAUCCUCGCUUUCAACUGCGCGUGAUGCUGAAAUACAAGCUAAAGAGGAAAUAUUGAGCAAUUUGAGUAGCGACUGGGAAACGAUUACUGUAUAUUUAAACGAGAUCUCGGAGAGUUUGAAGGGAUUUCAACAGCACAAAGACAAUUUGUCCUCGAUGUACAACGACACUAUUCUUAUGCAACAUGCAGCGAUGAAGAAGUUGAAAGAGGAAUUAAAUAAUAUUAAAUUAAAAGAAGAGGAACAAAGGAACAUCGUUGCUGCGGCUGAAAGUAAAGUUGCGAAUCAAGAAAAAAUAAUACAGGAAUUGACGGCUAAGGAGACUGAAUUGAAGAAAGAAUGGGAGGAUGUCGCAAGCGAAGCAAUUUCGGAAAAGAAUCGUUUAAAUCAGAUUUAUACGGAAGAAAAAUUGCAAUUAAUAAAGGAACAAGAAAAACUCACGUCGGCGAACGAAGAAUUACAACUACAAUUAAAAUUGAUCACAGAAGAAAAGCAAUAUUUAACAGACUUAUUUGAACGAAAAGAAAAAGAACUUUCGAAAUUACAAGAAGAGAUUCUUGCAUGCAAGAAUGAAAACGAGAAUUUGGCACGUCAGAAUACAGAAUUAAAUGUAAGAUAUGAGAAAAUAAUUGAAAAAGAAGCGGAAUUGAGAAAACAAUUAGAAUCAAAAGUGAACGAUGUCGAUCGACUUCGAGAAAAUUUAAAUGCGAGGCAAGAAAUAGAAUCGAGUUUAGCUAAAGACCUUGAUGUGAUUGGAGAUAAAUAUAACAAAAUGCUAAAUGAUUUUAUAAGCAUGGAAAAUAAAUUAAAAGAAGCCGAUGCUUAUAAUUCAAAUCUUGAGAGAUCCAUGCUGGAGAUGAAAAACAAUAACGAAAUCUUAAAGCACGAGAAAGAAAAGAUACUUCUAAUAAAACAGACAAAGAUUCAGGAUUUAGAGAAAUCAAAUAGAUUAUUACAAGAAAAGUACGAUAAGGAAAUAAGUGUUUUGAAGAAAGACUUCGAUACCAAACUAGCUACACAAAGUUCUGCUUUUCUAAAACUAAGUGAAACCUUAAACAAAAUGACUCAAGAAAAUCAGAAUAAACCAGCGGAAUAUGAUAAUACGAAGGAAAAUGAAAAUAAUGUGAAGGGAACGGAGCGAUCAAUUACGGAAGUUAAUAUGAUAGAUGCAAGUAGAAUGUAUGGUAUAGGAAGUCAAAGAAAAACAAAUCCAAUUUCUGAAACAAAGCAGCCAAAAUUUCAAAGUGAACAAAAUAUUGGUACACAAAAGAUUGAACAUAAAGAUAAAGGUGAAACAUUGAAUCGGAAAGAAAAAGAUGAAUACAAUUUUAAUCUGAAUGAAGUUAGUAGGAAGUUUGAUAAAGUAUUAUCACCGUUGAAACAAGGAAAAAGGGAAAAACACGAUUUGACUAAGGUUUCCAAUUCCACAGGAAAUUACCUUUCUUCUGAUCGAAGUGCAAAUACAAUGCAAUCAAGUGAAGCAUCACAGGUUAACCGACAGGAGGAUGGCGAGGAGUUUACGACACAGAAGAAAAAAAUUUUUAAAACACGUAAUAUUGGCUUGAGGCAAUAUGGAGUUAUACGAAAAACAUAUAAAAAGUGAAGUUCCCUGGAUAAUAUUACGAAUAUGUAUAUUAAUUUUUAAAAAACA
Messenger RNA from Hylaeus volcanicus, 2574 nucleotides. Its product is annotated as nucleoprotein TPR-like. The transcript is spliced from 14 exons. NCBI's taxonomy places the organism in Eukaryota, Metazoa, Arthropoda, Insecta, Hymenoptera, Colletidae. The coding region runs from base 445 to 2526 and encodes 693 amino acids. The record is from RefSeq and is a predicted model, not a curated record.